Messenger RNA from Rattus rattus (black rat), 3014 nucleotides. It is a transcript of the gene Gtpbp3, whose product is annotated as GTP binding protein 3, mitochondrial. The record is from RefSeq and is a predicted model, not a curated record. Lineage: Eukaryota; Metazoa; Chordata; Mammalia; Rodentia; Muridae. Gene Ontology annotation, cellular component: cytoplasm; mitochondrion. The transcript is spliced from 9 exons. Gene Ontology annotation, biological process: tRNA methylation; tRNA wobble uridine modification. Bases 959 to 2437 code for a protein of 492 amino acids. Gene Ontology annotation, molecular function: GTP binding; GTPase activity; protein binding.
GGAAUUCGAGCCUACUCCCUCACCCCGCAAUUUAGCGCUGCCCCGGGUUAACCCGAAGGUAACUCGAAGCCCCGGGUGCCUAUCCCGGAGCACACAUCGGACCCGCGGGCAAUUGAGACCCCGGAGAGGGCGGGGAAGCCAGGGCUGGAGCCGGGGCUCGACUGGAGCCGCCUGCAGGGCUUCCUGGCCUGGGAAUGGUGCCUAGCUAAAUAUGCUUGCCCAGGAGCUGCCGCUGGCAAAGAUGGGAGAGCGGGGGUCAGUGAAGAGAUACAAGAAAGGCCAGGAAGAAACUUCCCCGAAGUUUGAACCAGAUUUUUCCUGGCCUAGGGUGUGGCUUCCCCCGGAACUCAUCCCCUUCAGUCACUAAGAUGCUUUGAGUUUCCGGUCUCUAAAUGGGUGCAGAAUACACCACCCACUCCCACCACCCCUACCUCCGCCUCCUGCAAAUCCCGUGGAGGUCAGAAGGCAACUUGCACAAGUCUGGUCUCCUUCAGUAAGCGGAUCCCGGGGAUAGAACUCAUAUUGUCAAGUUUGGCGGCAAGCGCCUUCGGCUCUGCCUUUCAUGGAUGUGAAAUCGGAGCGCACACAUAGCUACUUAGCUUCUCUAAGAAUAAGGAAUAGGCACAAAGAAAAGACGAUGCUCGAACCUCCGUUGCGAUAUAUCCUGCAUUUUCUUCCUCCCACUACUGUGUCAGAUACCGGCUGCUCUAGGAACCGAAAACUUUGCUCUGUAUUUCUGCGGGACACUCUUGCGCUGCACACACACACGCCCCACUUCGUUUCCCUUGGAUUAGCCAAUAGGAAUCAAAGUCUAUGACUAGAGGGCGGGACCUCCUAUAGGCGAUCUAAUGGUAGUUGAGAGUCGUACCGCUGGUCACGCCGCAAAGGGGCAGGACUUUCUUCCAGAACUUGAAACCGUGCAGAAGUGUCGACCUAGGUGCUUGCAAAUUUGAAAUCCAUGUGGCGUGGGCUAAGCGCCCUGGUGACCCGGGCGGCAAGUGCGCCCCUCAGGCUGUGCGCACGCUGCAGCACCGGUGCAGAGUCCUUGGUCCCCGGGAGCACCAUCUUUGCGCUCAGCUCCGGCCAGGGACGCUGCGCCAUCGCAGUGAUCCGCACCAGCGGCCCAGCCAGUGGGCUCGCGCUCCGCAGCCUCACGGCUCUCCGGGAGCCGCCUCCGGCCCGCAGCGCCUGCUUGCGCCUUCUCCGCCACCCUUGCUCCGGGGAGCCACUGGACCGCUCACUCGUCCUCUGGUUUCCAGGCCCCCAGAGUUUCACGGGUGAGGAUUGCAUGGAGUUGCACGUACACGGAGGUCCUGCGGUGGUCAGCGGUGUCCUGCAGGCAUUGGGUAGUGUGCCAGGACUUCGCCCAGCCAAGGCCGGGGAGUUCACCAGGAGGGCCUUUGCCCGUGGCAAACUGAGCCUGACUGAAGUGGAGGGACUUGCGGAUCUGAUCCAUGCAGAAACAGAGGCCCAGCGUCGACAGGCCCUGAGGCAGCUGGAUGGGGAACUGAGCCAGCUGUGCCAGGGCUGGGCGAAGACCCUCACCAAGGCUCUGGCCCAUGUGGAGGCCUACAUUGACUUCGGAGAGGAUGAUAAUUUGGAAGAGGGUGUGUUGGAGCAGGUGGACAGAGAUGUGCGGGCCCUGGAGGUGGCACUGAGUUCCCACCUGCGAGAUGCCAGACGUGGACAGAGGCUCCGCUCAGGGGCAAACGUUGUGGUCGCCGGACCGCCCAAUGCGGGCAAGAGCAGUCUGGUGAAUCUGCUCAGCCAGAAGCCAGUGUCCAUCGUGUCCCCAGAGCCCGGGACCACCCGUGACAUCUUGGAGACUCCCGUGGACCUGGCUGGGUUUCCUGUCUUGUUGAGCGACACCGCGGGGCUUCGGGAAGGUGCGGGUGCUGUUGAGCAGGAGGGAGUGCGCAGGGCCCGCCAGAGGCUGGAGCAAGCUGACAUCAUCCUGGGGAUGCUGGACGCCUCUGACCUGGCUUCCUCCUCCAGCUGCAGCUUCCUGGACACUGUGGUGGCCCCACUGGUAGCGCAAAGCCAUGACAGUGGCAGGCAGCGCCUCCUUCUGCUGCUCAACAAAUCUGAUCUGCUGUCUGCUAAUGCCCCAGCCAGCAGCACAGCCCUGCCUCCUCACCUGCUUCUGUCCUGCCACACUGGAGCUGGGAUGGACGCCCUCCUGCAGGCCCUGAAGACUGAACUGGCUGCAGUGUGUGGGGACCCAUCCACAGGACCGCCGCUCUUGACCCGGGCUAGGCACCAGUACCACCUCCAGGGCUGCCUGGAUGCCCUGGGCCGCUUCCAGCUGACCACAGACCUGGCUCUGGCCGCCGAGGCCCUGCGCCAGGCUCGGAGACAACUAAGCCACCUCACAGGUGGAGGGGGAACCGAGGAGAUCCUGGACCUCAUCUUCCAGGACUUCUGUGUGGGCAAGUGAGGUCAGAGUUCCCACAAGCUCAUGAUCCAAGAUGGCAGACCCGGCAGAGAGCAGGAGAGCACUGGAGGUCUGCAGCCCUCCGCAGUGAGGAGAAAGACGGGUCAGGAAUCUGAGGACGGAUAAUUCCUCACCCCGGAUGGUGGGAUUAAGGCCCACAUCACCUCACCAAGUGUCUCAAGUGUCUCUAUGAUAUAGUGGUAGAGGUGAAACCCAUGAGUGUUAGAUGCUGAGCCACACCCUCUGUCCGUCACUGGUAGAUUCUGGGCAGAGGCUCCACCCCUGAGCCACACCCUCUGUCCAUCACUGGUAGAUUCUGGGCAAAGGCUCCACCCCCUGAGCCACACCCUCUGCCCAUCACUGGGAGAUUCUGGGCAGAGGCUCCACCCCUGAGCCACACCCUCUGCCCAUCACUGGGAGAUUCUGGGCAAAGGCUCCACCCCCGAGCCACACCCUCUGCCCAUCACUGGGAGAUUCUGGGCAAAGGCUCCAUCCCCUGAGCCACACCCUCUGCCCAUCACUGGGAGAUUCUGGGCAGAGGCUCCACCCCUGAGCCACACCCCCUAGCUUCGUUGUUUUU